Molecule: messenger RNA, 2722 nt
Organism: Tribolium madens (black flour beetle)
Lineage: Eukaryota; Metazoa; Arthropoda; Insecta; Coleoptera; Tenebrionidae
Product: regulator of microtubule dynamics protein 1-like
Exons: 2
Coding region: 19-951 (310 amino acids)
Cellular component (GO): spindle microtubule; cytoplasm; mitotic spindle pole
Molecular function (GO): microtubule binding
Source: RefSeq, a predicted model, not a curated record
CAUUGACAAAUAUGAGAAAUGUCAAAAUUAACUGUACGUCUCGUGAACGUAAUAAAACUCUUCUCUUUCCACCACGACAAUUUGCGAAAUCUCGGCGAUCGAGUGAUAAAACUACAAUUUUUGACAUUUCUGAAGGCCAUAACGAAUUUCGGUUCGGCCCCAAAUGUCGAAGACAAAGUCACGAAAUACUGGACUGGUAAAUCAGUCGACGAGAUCAUCGCCGAAGCCGACAUCCUCUUCGACCAAGGCAAAUACUUGCAAGUUUACGAAUUAUUAAACCGUUUGAAAUUUUGCAACAACAUCGAAGUGCAAUGGCGAAUCGGUCGUGCCCUCUUCAAACUCUCCCACGAACACGAAAUCACCGAAGAAAUCCGCAGGGAAAUGAUCGAUGAAGCGUACGAAAUCAUACAAAGUAGUCUCACAACAGCGGAAAACUCCCCCAAAAUCCACAAAUGGGCCGCUAUCAUCAUCGACCGCAAAAACGGAAUGAAAGGUCUUGAACAUCGAGUGAAAAACUCGGAAAUUGUCAAAAACCACCUCAUUAGAACCUGCGAAUUGGACCCGGACGACGUCACAGCCCAGUAUCUCUUAGGUCGGUGGUGUUACGAAAUGAGCAAUAUCACGUGGUUUCAACGCAUCAUUGCGAAAUUGUUAUACGGGGAAGCACCGAGAUCAAGUUUCGAGGAAGCCAACAAGUAUUUAUCAAGAGCUGAAGACUUACAUCCCCGAUUUUAUCUACAAAAUACGUACUUGUUGGGAAAGACGUGUCUGAAAUUGGGGCAGUACUACAGGGCCAAACACUAUUUCGGCGUCGUGGGGAAUUUACCCGUUCAUAACGAGUAUGAGAAACAUUGUGCCACCGACGCGAAAAAAUUACUAAAACGUUUAGAUAAGUACAGUUUGGAGAAAAAUGCGCUUUUUUACGAAUAUCCCUUUGGUACAAACGAGUAAAUUUUUGUGUUCAUUUUGGACUCACCUAGCAUCAGAGGAACGGCUUGAAAAUCGGGAUCAUCUUCGUCGAACAAGAUGUCUUCCUCAAACUCGGUGAAUCCCUCAAGUUUCGUGUUACUUUCAACUCGCAACAUCUGAAAUUUGAGGAAAUAAAAAGGUCAUCAUCUUGAACUUGAAACGCUCAUUAUUACAGACAAAUCGAGUUGGCUUAGUUACCAUGGAUUUUUCCAAACAUAAACAAAUCUCGUUGCUAUAGUUAUAAAGUAAAAAAACAAAAACAAAAUGGCGAAAAGUGACGAUUGGGUGCAAUUUCGUGGCAUAUGUUGCUAAUAAUAGCUUUCUUUUUCCAGUUAGAGUCGCAUUCCAGCUUGACCUAACCUCAAAACCUAACGGUAUUCGUGUCAUUUUUGCGUGAUUAAUGUUUUUCCGUUUAUGAUUUAUCGUGGAAAAUUACCUUUUCUGUGGUAGAAAUGUGGCUUUUGGUGUUUUCUUUGUGUUGGUUGCACUCAGACACACACACACACACGCGAGCAGUCGACUAGAUGCACCAGCGACUGGAAUGAAAUGCCAUUCAGGUCGAAGACUUUUAAAAUCGAACGGUGGUAUUAUCGAAAGUCGCGAGAUUACGAGAUAACGUGAGGAAAAUAGUCGAUUUUUAAACGAGUAAUGCGAUUUUCUUUGCGAAAAAGUGCUGCAGUUGCAACUCGAAAUGGUCAACAACUGGCGUUUCGACAUACAUUUAUUUUGUUUUGUCAUUGCGAUUAAUAAACGGAUUGAGUGUUGUGUUAUUACACAUGGUGGGGCUAUUUUCAGACGUUGUGAUAGGAAAAAAAUGACAUUUUGAGAUAAGGGGGCCAAAAUUUCGAUUUCACAACGUGGAAUCUUGGCGAAAUUGCGAUUUUGUAGAGUGGUGAAGGUCAAGGUUAAAAAUAUACGUUGUCAAUGAGUGUUUUUGACACUUUUUGACAAUAUUGUUAAAUAUUUGUUUUCGUUUUCGUAAAGGAACAAAACUGUGUCAUUGUUCAUGACAUGUUUCAAUGUCAUUGUCAAAAACAUGCUAAAUAAUGUGUGGUCAAGAUUAUUUAUUUCUGCCAAAUCAUGGUGCUUUUUAAUAAUAAUUAAUUUGCUCUUAAAAAUAAAUAAUUAAAAAAAUUAUGGUAAGAACUCACUUGCCUCUUCGUUUACUUACUCAUUUAUUAUAGGCAAGGACAGGGUAGGUUAUGGUUGUCAAAAACAGCUACAGCCACUUGAUUUUUGUCAAAAAUCUAAUAGUUUUUGACAUUAAAGCAAUUUGACUUCUAUUUUUAUGGGAAAAUGUGUAAAUUACAUAAAUAAAACUUAAAUUUAUUUUUUUUACGUUAAAAUUAACCCAUUGUCUGACAUGGUGCUUAUAAUUUUUAAAUAAUUUUUGCAAUAUUUUAAUUUUUUAUUUUGUCUAUCACCUACAUAUUAUUUGUGAACUAUUAUGUUAUUAUUUUUGUUGGCCCCUCUAAUCCGAUAUCCUUAUAAUUUUUAAGUCUCGCAUCUAGCAGGUGAUUAAUUGGGGAAUCCCCGAUUUCAAUAAAUGGACAAAUGGCGACAUUUUCUUGGUUAAUUGCUUUUUGAGUUUGUCCAAGACAUCAUUUUGUCAAAAAUGUGUUUCUGACCCGACUUGGAAUUGUCUUAUUGACCGAAGGGGGCUGUGGUUUAAAGACACACUGAAGCGAUUAUGUUAUUAUUAUGUGAACGUUUUUUCUUCUUUUUUGUCAAAAUAAAGUAUACAAUUCUUGAG